This is a messenger RNA of Arabidopsis thaliana (thale cress), 1123 nucleotides long. RefSeq names its product Undecaprenyl pyrophosphate synthetase family protein. Gene Ontology annotation, molecular function: transferase activity, transferring alkyl or aryl (other than methyl) groups. The transcript is spliced from 4 exons. The coding region runs from base 47 to 634 and encodes 195 amino acids. The record is from RefSeq and is marked reviewed. NCBI's taxonomy places the organism in Eukaryota, Viridiplantae, Streptophyta, Magnoliopsida, Brassicales, Brassicaceae. Gene Ontology annotation, cellular component: cytoplasm.
AAUUAACAUUAAAGCAAAGCCAAAUUAAGCAUUAGCAAGGACAAGAAUGUUGUCUCUUCUCUCUACUCUAGUAGCCCUCCCCUUUCUGUUUCUCAUCCCUUGUCUCUUUAUCACAAGCUAUAUAUGUUUCCCUGUGUUCUUGACAAAACUCCUUGGACUCAUCAAAUUCAAAGCCGCUCGAGACGAUGAUGACAACGAGAAACGUGAUGAGGCAACUUGUGUUGUCCGAGAGGAGGAGCUACAAAGAGAGCUGAUGCCGAGACACGUGUCAUUCAUACUAGAUGGGAACCGGAGAUGGGCCAAACGAGACGGAUUGACGACGGCACAAGGCCACGAGGCUGGAACUAAACGAAUUAUAGAGAUAGCCGAGGUCUGCUUCGAGUUGGGUAUUCAUACAGUCUCAGCUUUUGCUUUCUCCACAGAGAAUUGGGGAAGAGACAAGUUUGAGGUUAAGUGCUUAAUGUCUUUGUUCAACCACUACCUCAAGUCCAACAUUCAAUACUUUCAAAGAAAGGAAGUUCGCGUUUCUGUUAUCGGGAAUAAAACGAAGAUCCCUGAAUCUCUCCUCAAAGAAAUCCAUGAGAUAGAGGAAGCUACCAAGGCUACAAGAAUAAGCAUCUCAUCAUGGCAGUAGAUUACAGCGGGAAAUUUGAUAUCAUGCAUGCUUGCAAGAGUCUUGUGAAGAAAUCAGAAAAAGGGUUGAUCCGAGAGGAAGAUGUAGACGAGGCAUUGAUCGAGAGAGAGCUUCUAACGAAUUGUAGUGACUUCCCAAGUCCUGAUUUAAUGAUUAGGACAAGUGGAGAACAAAGGAUUAGUAACUUCUUCUUGUGGCAACUUGCUUAUACCGAGCUUUUCUACUCGCCGGUAUUGUGGCCUGAUUUCGAUAAGGAUAAGCUUCUAGAGGCCCUCGCUUCGUAUCAGGGCAGGGAAAGACGAUUUGGUUGUCGCGUGUGAUCCACCUUUCAUCCUCUUUAUUCAUCUAUAAUUUCUAUCAAACUACUUGCUCUUUGUUUCACGUUUCAUUGUAAUAUAUGUCUUUAAAUCGGAUAAAAUCAGUGAUGUCUUUGCUUCUCCUUCUACGCAUGUAUCAGUUUGUUACUAAAAAUCAAUAUCUUGCUAUACA